Periconia digitata is the source of this 1686-nucleotide messenger RNA. The record is from the annotation of a GenBank genome assembly. Lineage: Eukaryota; Fungi; Ascomycota; Dothideomycetes; Pleosporales; Periconiaceae.
AAGCACGCCAGGCAAGAAGAUAAUCCCAUUGACUUCAGUUCAUGCGUGGAUCCAGUGUCGCAUACCGAAAUGGAUCACCCCACUCCCCCAGCAGAAAACCAAUCUCUCGAAUCGACGUAUGAAGGGGAAGAACCAGAGGCUGUACCCGAGAUAUCAUGGAAUAUCAGUAAUCCAUCCCGAAGCUCCAAAGUAUCAGCAGAGACAAGAGCAAGAUGGGAGCUUCUACGAGCACUUGCUGGUGUCCAAAGGCCGGAGUCUGAAGCAAACUCAGUAAAAGACGACAGCAGCAACGCGGGAAGCAAGCGUAACAGUCUUGCAUUAAGCGAUAGAACUCAUUCCAGCAACGCCGUCUCUCCAUCCGGGGAACAUCAGCAUUUCGACCGACAUGAGAUCGAAAAGCACACCAGGGAUGCAGCGAAUAAGCGGCUUAGCCAACACAAUAGGGGAUUGAGACCGUUGUUUCUCCCUCAGAUGGUAGAAAAGGAACGAAAACAGCACGGGGGAGACGUAACAGAAGUUGGGCAAGAAAAUACCUCGAGCCAAAUAUCGGGCGCUGGCGAUGUCAGUGGGGAAGCACAGGAUUCACAAGAAACUACGAUCCCAGACGUAGCGCAGGGCGCGACAGAAGCUAGCGACAAUAUAAAUCCAUCCACAACCCCACUGGAGGAUUACGACCCGCCGAAGGCGAAUGCACUGGACUCGUCAGCGGCUGCAUCAGAUCCUACGCCAGCUGAUCCUGUGCCACUAGAAUCUGAGAUUUCUCAAGACGUUGUCUCACUACCACCACAAGAGAAUUUGCCAGAGCCAUCAACCCCUUCUUCAUCACAGGUCGCUACAGCUGAGAGUACCCAAGAGACAGGUCUCGAGGAUUCAGUGGCCGUAGACUUACAGGCUGAGAGUAUACCUCUACCGGCUUCUCCCUUAACAACACUAGAAGACCAAGAUGACUCGUUGGUCGUGGAAAAUGAAGACAAUUCGAAAAACCCUGCUGCAGAUGAAGCCGGUGAGAGCGACCUGAUAGAAGAAAAACCAUCGAACAUGUCCGAAAUUGGUGUUCUCGACGACGCCAGUGAGGUUAAAACCCUCCACGAAAACCAAUUAGCAACAUCGGAAAAUGCAGUACUAGCAAGCACUGAGGAAAGCGAAGACGUUGGGGACGCUGCUUUGAGUAACCAUAAUCCGGAAAUUGAAGUGAGCUCAGAAGCAGCAAAGGAAACCCAGGACCAAAUAACAGAUGGAUCGGAUGCUGUUAUUUCAUCGAAUGUGGAGGAUAGCCAAGACACACAGAACGAUGCAUCAAUAGCCCCCGAAGAUGACGCUCCAAUGAUCACCGAAGAAAGCGAAGGGGUUGAAGUUGAGAUUCCAUCCACCUCCAGCGAUGUCGUCUCUGACGAUGCCAAUGACGAAAAGAAUGAACGCGACAAAGAUCAAUCGGCAGCCGUUCCUCCUGCACCGAGCGUUCCAGAGCCCGUGGUUAUCCCAGUCAAUCAGAGAAAACCGGAAGAAAUACUCGCACUGCUUGCGCUAGGCGAUCCAGCGACCCUAGAGUAUAUCAAGACGGAAGAGGGAGUAGCAUGGCUAUUGAACAUGUUCCUCCACGGCUCCGUUGCUCUUGCAAAACUGUGGGCGGAAAACAACUUGUUGUCAGUGGAGAUGCGAGAGAUUCUUCUUCGAGGCCAUACAUGA